Molecule: messenger RNA, 279 nt
Organism: Striga hermonthica
Lineage: Eukaryota; Viridiplantae; Streptophyta; Magnoliopsida; Lamiales; Orobanchaceae
Source: the annotation of a GenBank genome assembly
UCAAUAACUCGACCUUAUGAGGUGUUUCAAGAGAGGACAGAAUAUAGAAAUGCCCCUCCUACUGUUAGGGUAGAUAAGAUGUUUGAGAUGAUCAAGUCACGACUUCCCGGAACUCCUCAGUUCAUCCUCUGCCUUUUGUCAGACAGGAAAAACUCCGAUGUUUAUGGCCCAUGGAGGAUGAAAAAUCUCUCUGAAUUCGGGAUAGUGACUCAGUGCAUUGCUCCCACACGGGUCAACGAUCAGUACCUGACGAAUGUUCUUCUGAAGAUCAAUGCCAAG